Molecule: messenger RNA, 2578 nt
Organism: Aphidius gifuensis
Lineage: Eukaryota; Metazoa; Arthropoda; Insecta; Hymenoptera; Braconidae
Product: GATA zinc finger domain-containing protein 8-like
Exons: 3
Coding region: 688-1290 (200 amino acids)
Source: RefSeq, a predicted model, not a curated record
AUAUGCCUAAAAUUGAAAGAGAGAGAGAGAGAGAGAUGACAAGAGCGGAAAAAAAAACGUGAAAAAGAGAGAGGGAAAAGUCGCGGAGUAAUGCCAGUCUCGCGAGUUACUGUUGAGUUGAGUUCAAGUUGGACAACCACGAUAAUAUCUGUCAGUUUGAGUGUGUUUCUCUAAUCACUUGUAUUACCUAACAAUAUUCUGCUCGAUAAUAUUAUUCUUAUUAUUUUUUUUUUUUUAAAUUAUUUAUCAUUUUUUUUUUUUUUUAUUGUUAUUUGAGAUACACGUGUUUGAUCUUUAAUAAGUCAUUUAAAUAAAAUUAUAAAAAAAUUAAUUUUAAAUUAUUUUUAUAAGCAAAAUUUAAUUUGUUUAUUGAUUUUUUUGAAUAAAUUAUAACAAGUGGUUAUUAGCAAUAAUUUACUCCAAAUUGACUUAGAUUAUAUAUAUGAAUUUUUUUUUUUGAGUGAUUUUUUUUUUCGAUUAGACAAUUUUGUAUAAUAAAAGUGGAAAAUUUAUAUUUGUGAACUGUAUUUUUAUUGGCUUAUAAAAAUAAUUAAGACACAGUGACAGGUGAUUGACCGAUGAUUUUUGGUCGUUACUAUACAGCAUACUGAAUUGAAUUUGACUGAUUUUUUAUCACCACAUUUUUUUAUUCACGCACGCAAUAUAAUUUUAAUAAUCUAAAAGACAAUGGCACCAACAGUUUGCAUGUCAGACAUGCCAACAACAAGAGCUGAUGCACCAUCCAGAAGACUGCGAAAUAAAAAUGGCAUAACAAGACAUUCAAGAAUGGAAUUUAAAUACAUUGAUAAUAUCAAAACAGAAGUACACGAUAAUAAUAACACUGAAAAUAUAACAGAAAAUUCAAAUAAUUGGAGCAACAAUUGUGAUUAUAAUGUUGAAAGAUUUUUAUCGAAAUAUCAUUUAUCAAGCAAUCAACAAAAUGAACAGUGGAAAAUAAUUAUGAAACGUCGAAGAGGACUUUUAGAAAUAGCAGCUCGUACUAUUGCUCUAAUACAUCGUAAUAAUAUUUUUCAAAAAAAAGUUGAUGCUUUACGAUAUGAAACACAAGAUUAUUAUCUUCAAUCAUCAAUAUAUGAUAAUAAUAAAAAAAAUAAUAUUAGUAAUGAAAUUAAUUGUAAAUUUCCAAAUAAUCAAUCAACAAAUAUUUGUGAUAAAAAUGAUAGUAAUUUAAUAACAAGUAUUGAAAAUAAUUACAAUAAUAAAUCAGAAAAUUGCAUUUAUCCAGAUUCCGAAAGUGAUCAUGAUACUUCUGAUGAAUCAGAUCGUUAAAAUACUUGUGUAUUUAAUUUCAGCCUACAUAUUUCAUUUUUUUUUUUAAAUAAAAAAUAUGUAAUAUUUAUCACUAUAUAUACACAUUCACAGAGUACUUACAAACUAUCUCAUUUCAUAUCAAAAUAAUUUUUUAAAGCUCCCAAAAAAAACAAAGAAAUUUAUGUAAAUAAUUAUUUCGAAAAAAACGAUAAAUUGAAUUUGUCUAGAGAAGAAAAAAAAAAGGAUGAAAAUAAUGUCUGAUCAAUUUUAUUAUUUAGCUAAUUAAUUUUACAUUUAGGCUAUUUAUACAGACAAAUUCGAAAAAACAUUACCAUAUUAUUGUUAAUAAAUAAAAUAAUAAUUAAUAUAUUAUUUUAAUAAUAAUAGAAUAUUAAAAAGUAAAUUUAAAUAAAGCUAAAGCAAUUUCGAAAGAAAAUGAAAAUUUGACUGUUUUUCGACAAAUAAAUAAUGUAAAGAAAAAAAAAUAAAUAAUUAAUUUUGAAAAUGGUAUUAAUUUGAUUGGAUAAUGAUGAAUCUUGUGCCUAAUUUUGUUUGCAAAUGAUGAUUCAAGCUAAAAAACUAAACAGCAAUACUAUAUUAAUAAAAUAUAAUAAUAAUAAUAAAAGUAUCAUGAUUAUUCUCUUAUCGAAAAGACACUUAUUGCGGUAAAAAAAAUAAUAGAUGCUUUAUCGAAAUUAUCACAAAAAAAAUAAAUAUACACACGUACGAGUAUAUCACUUUCUAUUUGUAUUACAAACGAUGUUAAUCCUCUUAUAUUCAAGGUCAUGUGUAUUUUAAAAUUAUCAGAUAAAUAAAAUAAAUAAACAAUUGAUUGUUUUUGUUUAAACAACAAUCAGUAUUUAUUUAUUUUAAAUAUUCAUGUGAUAUGAAAUUUUGUCAUAUCACAAUAUUUUUUGUAUACAAUUAUUAUUAAUUUAUAAUAUUAUUAUUUAGUAAAAAAUAAAUCAUAAGUCAUUGAGAAAAGAAAAUAAAUAAUACAUAAUAAGAAAUGAUUUAAAAAUUGAUUAUCAAUUGCUUGGAAAUAUUGAGUACACAUACUGUUAAAAAAAAAAAGAAAAAGGUGAUUAGAUAAUUUAUUUAUUAAUAAUAAUAUUUUCAAUAAUGAAAAAUAAAUAAUUACUGCAUUAACUCCUUCAAGUAUUACAUGAAUUAAAAUAUUAUCAAUAAUAAUAAUCUGUAAAUUAAGUAGUCUGAAUUAAAAUGAAUAAAUGAAAAAAAAAAUUUGAAAAAAUAAAUUUAUUUAAAUGAUGAUGAUUUCAUUAACAAUUUAAAUAUAAUUUAUACA